Choloepus didactylus (southern two-toed sloth) is the source of this 3902-nucleotide messenger RNA. RefSeq names its product sphingosine-1-phosphate receptor 1 (gene S1PR1). The record is from RefSeq and is a predicted model, not a curated record. Gene Ontology annotation, biological process: angiogenesis; sphingosine-1-phosphate receptor signaling pathway. Bases 1362 to 2510 code for a protein of 382 amino acids. Lineage: Eukaryota; Metazoa; Chordata; Mammalia; Pilosa; Megalonychidae. Gene Ontology annotation, cellular component: membrane. The transcript is spliced from 2 exons. Gene Ontology annotation, molecular function: sphingosine-1-phosphate receptor activity.
GGGGAGCCUCACUUAGGGGAGCGGUAUCGGUGUCAGAACUGAAGUUUUAAAACGGAACGAAGCAAAAGAAAAUCCUGAAAACCUACACAUCUUUGGUCUUUGGAAACAAGCCUUUCUGGGCUACUAAGGAGCUCAACCCGAUCGGAUUAAACCGUUCUUGGGGCAUUUGUGAUUCAUGGAGUUUGGAGAAGGGUUAAGUCUCAAUUGUAGAACUGACCGAGGAGAGGGGUUUGGGAGUGAUAGAAGCUGCGGCUGUUCAAAGGAGAGGACGGGAAAGCGCUUAUUUUGGGAAAUCCGAUAGACAAAGAAUAUGUGGGUGUGGAGAAUGGUUUAAAUUUGCACUGCCCGAGAGCAGGGUGCAGAAUUCGAUGGGGGAAGUGCGGCGCUUCUUGGCGCGAGCAGCCUCUGCUAUCCCGGGAAUUUCGGGAUACUUCUCGUCUACUAUGGCUCCACUUUAUCACCAUUGCUGCGUUACCUUGAAACAUUUGAGCAACUUAAAAGUAGAGUUCUGCUAACCAGUGCUGCGUUUCGUUCCCUCCACACUUUCUAGUUCUACGAGAGGAGGCAACGUGUUGGGGGAGGGCGUAGAUAAAACUGUCCCAGCUUGCUUAGCAAUGCACCAGGCGUCCGUUUAUGUGUAUUUCUGGAGAGUGGUUUUGCACUCGAAAUUAGGGUUGUGGUGGUAUGUAUAUAUUGUUGUAAUCAGUAGUAUAAUUUCUCUCUUUUGUGUGUUCUUGUUUUGGAUAAACCCACAGUAAUUAAAAAUACUCUUUGUGCAAUCAAUUAAUGUUCGAAACUUCGGGGAUUUGUUGCAAUCUCUUUCUUAUGAAUGGUUUUUACCGAGUUCCUUUAAAUUCACUUGCACUGGAUUACGACAAAAAAGAAGAAUAAAGAAAAGGCAGUUGCUUCACUGAGGCACUUUCCUGUUUACCGAAGAGCAGGGAGGGCUUAGCUGCCCACACCUCACUGCGCCCUCGGACCAGGGUGGCGAAGCAGGCCCUGCACACCUGCUCCUAGAGAGUUAUUAAUAGAGCCCAAAGAAUGACUUACGCUGUCAAAUCAUUUUCGUGCAAAUCAAUUUCUUGUACGGCAGUUAGGAGGUGGUGCUCAACUCUUUUAGCUGAGGGAGUGGAGAGGCAGAGUUGUGCGUCUCCGCCUUCAGAUCGGCAGUUGGGUCUCUUUGAAGAGAGAUCAUGAGCAGGCGGCUGCGGUUUCCGAGGCCCCCUCCAGCCAAGGAAAAGCAACACAAAAAGCCUGGAUCUUUCUCACUAAAUAACCCGGGCAGCGAGUGAAAGCUCUCUCGACUUCGCCCUCUAGCGUCCGUCUGGAAACCCGGGCACCUGGGGACACCGUGUGGCAUCAUGGGACCCACCAGCGUGCCACUGGUCCAAGCCCUCCGAGCUUCAGUCUCUGACUACGUCAACUAUGACAUUAUCGUCCGGCAUUACAACUAUACGGGAAAGCUGAAUAUGAGCGCAGACAAGGAGAACGGCAUUAAAUUGACCUCGGUUGUGUUCAUCCUCAUCUGCUGCUUUAUCAUCCUGGAGAACAUCUUUGUCUUGCUGACUAUUUGGAAAACCAAGAAGUUCCACCGACCCAUGUACUAUUUUAUUGGCAACCUGGCCCUCUCAGACCUGUUGGCGGGAGUGGCCUACACAGCCAACCUGCUCUUGUCUGGGGCAACCACCUACAAGCUCACCCCCGCCCAGUGGUUUCUGCGGGAAGGGAGUAUGUUUGUGGCCCUGUCUGCGUCCGUGUUCAGCCUCCUAGCCAUCGCCAUUGAGCGCUACAUCACCAUGCUGAAGAUGAAACUCCACAAUGGCAGCAACAGCUUCCGCUCCUUCCUGCUUAUCAGUGCCUGUUGGGUUAUCUCCCUCAUCCUGGGUGGCCUGCCCAUCAUGGGCUGGAACUGCAUUGGCUUGCUGCCCAGCUGCUCCACAGUGCUGCCGCUCUACCACAAGCACUAUAUCCUCUUCUGCACCACGGUCUUCACUCUGCUCCUCCUCUCCAUCGUCAUCCUAUACUGCAGGAUCUAUUCCUUGGUCAGGACUCGAAGCCGCCGUCUGACUUUCCGCAAGAACAUUUCCAAGGCCAGCCGCAGCUCCGAGAAGUCGCUGGCGCUGCUCAAGACCGUGAUUAUUGUCCUGAGCGUCUUCAUCGCCUGCUGGGCACCCCUCUUCAUCCUGCUCCUGCUGGACGUGGGCUGCAAGGUGAAGAGCUGCGACAUCCUCUUCAGAGCAGAGUACUUCCUGGUGUUGGCUGUGCUCAACUCCGGCACCAACCCCAUCAUUUACACUCUGACCAACAAGGAGAUGCGCCGGGCCUUCAUUCGGAUCAUGUCCUGUUGCAAAUGCCCCAGCGGAGAUUCCACUGGCAAAUUCAAGAGACCCAUCAUCGCCGGUGUGGAAUUCAGCCGGAGUAAGUCAGACAACUCCUCCCACCCCCAGAAGGAUGAUGGGGACAACCCAGAGACAAUUAUGUCUUCUGGAAAUGUCAACUCUUCUUCCUAAAGCUGAAAAGCUGCCGCCCUAUGGGGAAUGCUCUUAUGUGGUCACCACUCCAGUGUUUGGAAAAAUUCGCUGGGCUGCGACUGUUGCCAGAGAGGCACUGCCGCAAGCCAGAGGGACAGAGGGGGAGAAUAAAAGAAGCCUGGUGGUGCUAUGUUUUGGUGGGUAGAGUUAGUUCCUGUGAACAAUGCACUGGGAAGGGUGGAGAUCAGGUCAUGGCCUGAAAUAUAUUUCCUCCCCCCUGGAGCUUUGAUUUUGCACUGAGCCAAAGGUCUAGCAUUGUCGGGCUCCUGAAGGGUUCAUUUGGCCCCUCCUCAAAGACUAAAUUCCCAUGUGAAAGCAUCUCUUUGUCUGGAACUUUGAGAAAAAGAUGUUUUCUUUCACUUUAGUUUCAAACCCAAAUGAGUGUGCAUUUUUGCUUCUCUAGGUAUGCUCUGCAUAUCCUACUCUCCCUUCUCCUUCACACCUCUCCUCAAACUUCUUCUACUUUAUAUGUUAACUUCCUGGCAUUCAUAAGAGCUGGGGUCAUGGCAUGGACCAUUUCAUGAUCAUCUGUAGCAGGUAAGCCAUGCUGAGUAGGUAGACCCUAAGGAGAUAGAGAUGGUUUGGAGAUGUAAAGCAAUUUUAUUUGCUGAGGCCAAAGUUUCUAUGUAAGCUGGAUCAGUUUUUAGGAAUUUGGUUGAAGUCACUUUUUUUUUUUUUUAACUUUUACAUUACUUCUUUACAAUGAAAUGUGUUACAAUAUCAUAUCUAUUGUGGAUGAAAUCUGCAUAAGGAAGCUCGCUUUAUAAAUGAUGUCAGCCAGGAUCCUUAGGAGAAAGAAACAAAACAAGGUGAAAACUGACUGGGGGUUGACUUUUGUCAACCCAGAGAGAUUUCUUAAUGAAUUUGUCUAACAAAUACAACAUGUCUUUGGCACUUUUCUCAAUGUUUAUUUCAGAGUGUUAUAUGAUUCAUUUCAACCAACAGGAUGGUUGUAUUUUGUUGUAUUAAAAAUACUUUUCAUAAUUUUUGAAUGUAUUUGUUUCAAACCAUUCAUUGGAUUUUUCUAACCUGUGUUAACACCACUGAAUGUGUAUUUCCCAGGAAUUUACCACCCUCUUGUGCCCUUAAAGCAUUACUUUAACUGAUAGGGAACACCAGGAGUUUUUCAGUUCGUUAGGUCAUUCAGUUCAUUUUCAGUUCUGUUCAUUAGGAUAGUUAACUGAAGAGGUAUUAUAAAUAUUAUGAAGAAUAAAAAUAUAUUGCUGUGUGUUUAGUAUUGUUUUCAGUGCAAUUAAACUGAGAAAAGUCUUUUUUUUUUAAAUAGUAUUUAAUAGGUUUCUGACUUUUAUGGAUUAUUUUGCACAUAGCCUUAUCAACUUUUAAACAUUAAUAAACCAAUUUUUUUAAAGA